UUAAAUGUGCCUACCUUCUCUAAACCUUCACUGGCUUCAAACUAUGAAAACUACAGGCUCCGAGAUACUCCUUCAUACAGGGUCUGAAAAAAAGAUGUUUCCGCAGCGAAAUGUCUCACCAGUUCUACCGUGGAUGCUGAGACUAUCCCUCUCUUUUAUCACCUGCUUUUACAGUUCCACCGUUCGUUUAAACGGAACGGUUAACAGAAGCUUAGUGAGCACAUUUGAGUACUUCCUCAAGCGUCUGGAAAACCCGAUACCAGUCCAUGGCGUUAAAACCUUAGACAAGUUGAUCGACUCAAAAAGAGAACUCUGGUUCCGUCUUUUCAUUCCAACUGAUUUUCCAUCAAAUGACGGAAACAACAAACUCCCUGUGAUCAUUUUUUUCCAUGGUGGUGCAUUCACGUUCAUGUCUCCAGAUUUGAUCAUAUAUGAUGCAGUAUGUCGACGUAUUGCUCGUAAAGUUCCCGCCAUCGUUGUCUCCGUAAACUACAGGCUUACUCCAGAAUAUCGGUUUCCGUCUCAAAAUGAUGAUGGAUUCGACACUUUGAAAUUCCUUGACAAGAAUGACUUCUACGGAUUAUCGUCGAACGCAGAUCUAUCACGUUGUUUCCUCGUUGGAGAUAGCGCAGGAGGUAACAUAGCGCAUCAUGUUGCCGUCCGGUGGGCUUCUAAAGCCAAUGAGUUUCGUAAAGUAAAAGUGAUCGGUUUAGUUGCGAUUCAACCUUUUUUCGGCGGAGAAGAAAGGACGGAAUCUGAGAUACGACUCCAGGGAGCUCCAUUAGCACCUUCUGUCGAGCACAGCGACAGGCACUGGAGAAUGUUUGUACCAGAAGGGUCCAAUCGUGAUCAUGAAGCUGUAAAUGUUUUCGGCCCGAACUCUAAAACUGAUAUAUCCAAACUAAAAGCAUUUCCUGCGACGUUGGUGUUCAUCGGUGGAUUGGAUCCGUUACAAGAUUGGCAAAGACGGUAUUAUGAGGGUUUGAAGAGUUUUGGUAAAGAAGCUUAUUUGGUCGAGUACCAUAACGUAAUCCAUGCUUUCUACUUGAUUCCUGAUUUCCAAGAAUCUUUUCUUUUGAUUAACGAGGUAAAACGGUUUAUUUGGAAUCAAAUCAACUCGAAUAAUAUGUUUCAAAUUUAUGUAGAAGAAAAACAGAAAAAUUACUACUAGUUAAGUGUUACUGCUUGUUUUUGGCGUCUAAGGUUAAGAGUAAUUGUAAAGUGAGACACUCACUAAGUAGUUUUAGUCUUCGUAUCUCAUCGCCGACCAUCAACCUAGCCGCAGCAGCAACAGCAGCAGGAAAAAAUAAACUAUCCCUUCAAUGGAUUUCUGAGCUUUACAUGACUCCAUUAUUUAAGUAUAAAAGAGAUUGUAUCUCUAACAUUGAUAUUAAUUUUCAUUUCUAAUUAUUUCUACUCAUUAACCAUUACACAGGGGUGAAGAAAACCGUACUAAAUUGUUAUUAUGUGUGGGAAUGUGAUUCCCAUAGAAUCA
Papaver somniferum (opium poppy) is the source of this 1495-nucleotide messenger RNA. Its product is annotated as probable carboxylesterase 18. The coding region runs from base 5 to 1171 and encodes 388 amino acids. Gene Ontology annotation, molecular function: carboxylic ester hydrolase activity. Gene Ontology annotation, biological process: pollen tube growth. Lineage: Eukaryota; Viridiplantae; Streptophyta; Magnoliopsida; Ranunculales; Papaveraceae. The record is from RefSeq and is a predicted model, not a curated record. The transcript has a single exon.